AUGAAUAAACGUAGACUAAGCUGUUUUGUGUUUAUAGCCACAUGUGAUCAUCAACAAACUGACAUGUACCUUAGAUCAAAUAGAACUAACGUCUACAUCCUUUUAACCUUCUCUGGAGUGCUCAUAUAUUCGGUUAUACUACUAAAGUUGUAUUCAUCUUUCUUGGAAAUUCGCAAACCCAGAUCCUCCUCAGGCGCUACUGAUGCCACCAAUGCCAAGCCUUACGCUAACAAAACCCUGAUUCUCCUGUAUACCACAUUCUUUGGCGGAAAAUGGAUGGAUCGCCGUGAGUUAGGAGGUCAAAGAUCGCCCAUAAUUGAAGGUACUAAGUCGUUUGUUGGAUGCAAAGUCCCAUCUUGUUAUGUAACGUACGAUAAAAGCCUCAUAUCACAAGCCGAUGCCGUUGGCUUCCAUUUUCUAGACAUGCACUUAAAAUCUCAGCGAGUUCCAAAUAGGACUCGAUCCAAUGGCGAUCAAAUAUGGUUUUACUACAUAAUGGAGACGCCUCUGCAUUUGCUUAUCAAGCCGUUGAAAAAUAUAUUUAAUUGGACGAUGUCGUACCGGAGAGACUCAGAAAUCUUUGUACCAUACGGUCGCUAUGCUCCGCUAGAGGCGGGCGACAUGGUCACGCCUGUUGAUAUCUCGUACAAGGACAUGCUUGUAGCCUGGAUGGUCAGCAACUGCCAUAGCUCCGAGAGAAAUAACUAUGUGUUUGAGUUGCGUAAAUAUGUAACGGUCAACAUCUAUGGCUAUUGCGGGACGUAUACCUGCCCCAAGUCGCGCUCGUGUGGCGAACAGUUAAGACGAUACAAGUUCUAUCUCGCACUAGAGAACAAGAACUGCAAAGACUACAUAACGGAAAAGUAUUGGGAGAACGCGCUGGCGAAUGGUGUUGUGCCCAUUGUAAUGGGAGGGGCCGAGUAUUGGGACCCCCAUCUAGCCGUCCCAAACUCGUAUAUUGAUGUCCGAGACUUUGAGUCCCCGAAAGCAUUAGCGGAGUAUUUAGUUUAUUUAGAUAAUAACCUUCAGGCCUACAUGAAGUAUUUCCAAUGGAGGAAUAACUACAAAUUAGUGGCCACCAGGCGAGCCUGUAUAAUGUGCCAACAACUUCGUGAUAGAGGUCUGUACGAUCCUCCAAGGGUGAUAACAGACAUGACUCAGAAGUUGCCGAAGUCAGACUGUAACCAGCUUAACCUGCUGAAUACGACCGCCCGACCGGUGGUCACCUAUAGUUCCAAUGACGCAUUAGAAUGGAUGACACAUCAAUCAGAGCUACCUGGGAAUAUAAUAGACGUGAGCGAAGUUAAUAAUUCCAUAGUGACAGUUAUAGAUUGAAUUUAAAGUUGCGGUAAAUCCAUAUUAUUCGGGUCUGAGGGAGUGAGGGGGGCAUUUCCUCCUCACCAACACGUUCCGAGUAGCAUAGUCCGAAUUCAUCGUAUUGUAAAACCAUGAUAUCUCGUUUGUAACUUAACUCAGAUCAAUAAGUUCUCUGGCCUA
Molecule: messenger RNA, 1497 nt
Organism: Nematostella vectensis (starlet sea anemone)
Lineage: Eukaryota; Metazoa; Cnidaria; Anthozoa; Actiniaria; Edwardsiidae
Product: alpha-(1,3)-fucosyltransferase 7
Exons: 1
Coding region: 1-1335 (444 amino acids)
Cellular component (GO): membrane
Molecular function (GO): alpha-(1->3)-fucosyltransferase activity
Source: RefSeq, a predicted model, not a curated record